UUUGAGGGCACGCCUGUCAUCCCACCACUCCGACCCCUCAACUCUCCGUCCUCUCCAACUGACUUCUGUGUUGUCCAGAGAUGCUGCACACGAAGAAAACCGUGCAGUCUUUCAGCAGUCAAUCCUCAGCGAGUGUGAGGAGCAACAGGCGGACCCCCCUCGCCCGUUCAGGGAUGGUUUCGAGGGAAGGUUGGGGCUCCAGUCCUGUUCUCUGCCCUCCAAUUACAGCUGUAAAGGUCAAUGAAAGUCUUCUGGCACCUCUGAACCUGGGGAUUGACCCAAACAUCCAGGCCAUUAGGACUGACGAGAAAGAGCAAAUCAAGACGCUCAACAACCGUUUUGCUUCAUUUAUUGACAAAGUGCGCUUCCUGGAACAGCAGAACAAGAUGCUGGAGACUAAGUGGAGUCUCCUACAGGAACAGACCAGCCGCCAAUCCAGCAUUGAUCGUAUGUUUGAGGGCUACAUUGCUAACCUGCGCAGACAGCUGGAUGGUAUGGCUAAUGAGAAGCUGCGUCUGGAGUCUGGGCUGCAGGACAUGACCAGCCUGGUAGAAAGCUUCAAGACCAAGUAUGAAGAUGAAAUUAACAAACGGAAUGAUUCUGACAAUGAAUUUGUGCUGCUUAAAAAGGAUGCUGAUGAUGCAUACCUGAAUAAAGUGGAGUUGGAAAGCAAAUUGGAUAGCCUAACAAAUCAGAUCAACUUCCUUUGGCAGAUUUAUGAGGCGGAAUUGCAUGAGCUCCAGUCUCAGAUCAAGGACACGUCAGUUGUUGUAGAGAUGGAUAACAGCAGAAACCUGGACAUGGACUCCAUUGUGGCUGAAGUUCGUGCUCAGUAUGAGGACAUUGCCAGCCGCACUCGUGCUGAAGCAGAGAGCUGGUAUCAACAGAAGUAUGAAGAAAUGCAGUUGACGGCAACCAAACAUGGGGACGACCUGAAAAGCACAAAGGCUGAAAUCGCUGAAUACAACCGAAUGAUUGCACGUAUACACUCUGAGAUGGAACUUAUAAAGGGACAGCAUUCAAACUAUGAGGUGCAGAUCAAAGAGGCUGAAGAACGUGGUGAACUAGCUGUGAAAGAUGCAAAACUCCGUCUGCAGGAGCUGGAAGCAGCUCUUCUGAGAGCUAAACAGGAUAUGGCUCGACAGGUGCGCGAAUACCAAUCAUUGAUGAACAUCAAACUGGCUCUGGACAUUGAGAUCGCCACCUAUCGAAAACUCCUGGAAGGAGAGGAGAGCAGAAUGUAUGGUUCAUUCCAGACUUUCUCCGUCUCUAAACCAAACUCUUUGAACUAUGACUUUGAAAGCAGUCAAUUCUCAUCCCAAAGUGCUGGGAAAGAUGUUCAUAACACAGGCCUGGUUAAGAAGGAGGUCACUAUUGCUAAGGGUGACAGCGCUAGCAGCUUCGACAGCAGCACUACCACUGUUACCAAAAGCACAAAGACCACCAUCAUCACCAGUGAGAACAAAAUUGCAGCUAUAGAGGGAAGAAUGCAAGUGAUGGAUAUGUCUGCAGGCAAACUAGAGGAGGAUGUUUUUGAAUGAAGGAAGAACAGAUGAUUGUCGCGUGUACCCAGGAUCAGAUUUUUAUAGGUUUGCCUCCACCCCCUCCCCUGGGCUCCAUUAGCAUGUCGAGUUUAGCAUCUGUUUCUAAGGUGUGGCAGAUCAAAAUGAAUUUCAGUUUUACAGUAUAUCAUAUUAGAUAUGUUGUAUAUUUUUAAGGCCCUACGACAAACUAAUAUAUUCUCUUAUUUCAAAUUUGCUCCAUAUAACUAAAAAUGACUUAAUAUUUGUCACUGUAAGCACAUUAAAACAAUUGGAAAAACAUCCUUUGUGCACUUUUCUGAUUACGAUUAUGGCCUGUAUUCAAAUAAAGUGAAUGGAGCAAAAAAUAAAUAGGCCUAAGUACAUUUUCGACCAUGAGUUUUGAAGUCUUUAUGCUUUAUUUUAUGUACUCUAGUCAUAACACUGAUGCAGCAAAAAAAUAGACUUUUGUUCCAAAUAUGAAGAAAAUGUACUCACAUAUAAUAUAUGACUUUAUAUGGUCUGCUUGAUUGCACAGUGAUUGUGACAUUCCUGAAUUGACAUCUUUGUUGAUCUUGGAACAACAUUCUAAUCAAUCAUUCUGAUUUGAGAGACAAGUUUACAGUUCAUGUCAAGUUUAGGCUUACAGCCAGGGUUUGUUGUUUCUACAUUAGUGUUAUUCACCUAUCAUUUCAUGGGUAAAGGUGUUUUGGAGUAGGAUUUGGUUUAUGACAGGAAUUUUGUUCCAGAAUCAACAAAAUAUGUUGAUCCAGUAACAUGUCUUGGCAAAACCUGGCGACACCUUGGCAGUCAGUUAUGAAGUAGGCUAAAAUACAAAUGAAGUGGUCAAGAUUGUAUCUAUCCCUUCAAUUGAUUUCUCUAUAGGAAACACCUAUGAUGCAACGCAAUAAAACUAAUUUCUUUGAGCUUUCA
Molecule: messenger RNA, 2453 nt
Organism: Pimephales promelas (fathead minnow)
Lineage: Eukaryota; Metazoa; Chordata; Actinopteri; Cypriniformes; Leuciscidae
Source: RefSeq, a predicted model, not a curated record